AUGGUUUAAAGCUUCGCAACCAAACGAAAAUUUUAGAAGCUGUGAAUAAUGAAGAAGAAGAACUUCCAUGUUUCUUUGUUAUACUUCAACAUACUAUUAUGUCACAUCAACACUUCUUUAAGUAAUAUAGUAUUUCCUGUUUUUUUUUUUUUUAAUUUGAUCUGUUUUUUGUCCAUGUCGAGCUCAUCACUUGGGGAUAAUGAAGAUUCAGACAGUAGCGAAGAAGCGGUUCCAAAUUUCGAGGAAACUGAAGAGGAAAAGUCUUCUUCCUCAUCGACCAAGUACUAUGGCGAUUCAAUCGACUUCGACAGUUCUUCUAUGAAAUGUUUCAAGCAGAUUGAACUAUCGAGUAGUUCCAUAUUCAACAAUCCCCUAUACUACUUUCCCGAACUUGAAGAUCCUGGCAUAUUCGAAGCUUACAGGUUUGAGCCACCCCUAGAAAUAGACAACGACGUAGGAAGAGAAAGGUAUCUGCGAAUAUGCAAGCAGCUAAAUGUGGUUCCGCUGAAAAGAGUCUUAGCAUCACUAGACCAGGAAGAACUCGACUUGAGGUACUACGGUUUGAGGCAUAACGAAUUCAGGGCAAUUUUUCACGUUCUAGAGAUGAAUGCUUACGUGAAGAUACUACUUUUGCAAGAUUCUUACAUGAACGAAGAAAGUGCUCAUUUGUUGAGUAACAUGAUCAGUCAUAACGAAAGUAUAUACAAGUUGGAUAUCAAACAAUGCGAUAUUGGUGAGAAAGGAGCCCACGCCCUGAAUGAGGGUCUUCAGACAACUUUAACAUUGAAGGAAUUGGAUCUCAGUUACAAUUCGAUCGGUGAUAAGGGUCUUCGAAGCCUAAGAUCCACAUUCAGGAACAAUGAAUCUUUGAAGAAGAUCAACCUUGGACAUAAUAAUUUAACAUCAGCUUCCGCCAAUGUCCUUCAACAAUUUUUCACCGAUCAUGAAGUUAUAGAGGAUGUGAAUUUGGAGUGGAAUACAUUGUGCAACGAUGACGGUUUCAAGAAGAUAGGUGCAGGUUUGAGGAGCAAUUCCCGUUUGAAAUCUUUGAAUUUAUCUUGGAACGCUCUAGAAUCUAUAGUAGUAGCCAAAGAACUGGGGAAAUACAUUCGGGAAUCAACAACAUUAGAAUUUUUAGACUUGAGUAAUAAUAAUUUCAAAGGACCGCCAGCAGGAGCAUUGAGAGCCGCUAUAACAGCAAAUUUGACUCUGAAACACGUGAAGUUCGGAAAUAACCCUUUGAGUGUGGAGGAAGUUGCAGCGUUUGGAACAGUUCUACUUCAAAGCGGCAACUUGGUAAUACUCGAUUUAGAAAAUUUGUACUUCCCUAAAUCAUUCAAUGCCAAUUUAAAAAAGAUAAAAAAUUCUGGGAAGACUCUGAUUUACGGUGGAGUUAUCGGAAAUUUCAGAGUGAAAGGUCCAAAGAUGAAGGAAAUUUUGCUCAAACGGUGUCAUUUCUUAGGAUUAGCACCGAAAAAGGCGAAAGCGAAACGAGAUUUCGGACAAAUCGCGCUAACUUUUCCGGAGGAAAUCAUGGAGAAAAAUGAUUUUGAAGUUUACAUAAGGAAGAAGAAGAAAGGCAAAAUGUUCGAUUUGGAUUUACUGGCUGGAUUACAGAAAGCAUUCGCUAGUGGAAAAACGAAAGUAGACACUAAGCUCCUUCUUGCCGAUUACAUGAAACUAUAUCCCGAUACUGCUCUGCCACCACCGAAACCCAAGAAGGAGAAAAAAGGUAAAGGGGGUAAAGGAGGUAAAGGGGGAACUACAACCACUUCAACUACAGCAACAUCAACGGAGACAGAAUUAGCUGUAUCCUUCAGUACACCGAAUCAGUUAGACGCAGGCAGUGUAUCUUCGAAAUCAGAUAAAAACGUGAAUCGAGAGGAUGAGAAGUCAGUAACUGAAAUCAAACCUGAAGGUUCCAUUUCGAAAAGUACUCAAUCGGAAGAGAAGAAGAUGAAAAGAGAAGGUAGUAAGGCGUCACAGGUUAAAAGUAAUGUGAAGAUAAGCGAAGAAGUCGAAGUGGUUGAAGUGUAAAUUUUUUUUUCAAUUAUUCGAUAUUAUUAUAUUUUUGCGCACAUAAAAUUUGUAAGUGGAA
Molecule: messenger RNA, 2098 nt
Organism: Coccinella septempunctata (seven-spotted ladybird)
Lineage: Eukaryota; Metazoa; Arthropoda; Insecta; Coleoptera; Coccinellidae
Exons: 1
Coding region: 49-2037 (662 amino acids)
Molecular function (GO): protein binding
Source: RefSeq, a predicted model, not a curated record